AUGUCCGAGUUCAGCGCCUCGGGGCCGCCGUCCUCCGCCGCCCCGGGAGGAGGGGGAGGGGGCGGAGCUCCUCCUUCCGCUUCCGCUUCCGCUUCCGCUCCACCGGCGGCGGGGGGGGGCGGGGGAGGCCCCGGUACCGGAGGAGGAGGAGGGGGAGGGGGACCGGGAGGAGGAGGGGGAGGGGGAGGCUCCGGUCCCCCCCCCCCCCCCGCCGGUAUCCGGAAGGACGCGUUCGCCGACGCCGUUCAACGGGCCCGGCAGAUAGCGGCCAAAAUCGGGGGGGACGCGGCCACGACAGUGAACAACAACACCCCUGACUUCAGCUUUGGGGGGCAGAAACGGCAGCUGGAGGAUGGCGACCAGCCUGAGAGCAAGAAGCUGGCGGCACAGGGGGACUCGCUCCCAGCCCCAUUGGGACCCAUCCACCCCCCACCCAGGUCCACGGUGACAGAGGAAUAUCGUGUCCCUGAUGGCAUGGUGGGACUCAUCAUUGGCCGUGGGGGGGAGCAGAUCAAUAAGAUCCAGCAGGAUUCAGGCUGCAAAGUACAGAUCUCCCCAGACAGUGGUGGGUUACCGGAGCGCAGUGUGUCCUUGACGGGCUCCCCCGAGGCUGUGCAGAAGGCCAAGCUGAUGCUGGAUGACAUCGUGUCCCGGGGCCGGGGGGGGCCCCCAGGCCAGUUCCAUGACAAUGCCAAUGGGCAGAAUGGGACAGUGCAGGAGAUCAUGAUUCCUGCUGGCAAAGCAGGACUGGUCAUCGGCAAAGGGGGGGAGACCAUCAAACAGCUGCAGGAGCGAGCUGGGGUGAAGAUGAUCCUGAUCCAAGACGGUUCCCAAAACACCAACGUGGACAAACCCCUGCGGAUCAUUGGGGACCCCUAUAAAGUGCAGCAAGCCUGUGAGAUGGUUAUGGACAUCCUCCGUGAGCGUGACCAGGGCGGCUUCGGUGACCGCAAUGAAUACGGGUCCCGCAUCGGCGGCGGCAUCGAUGUGCCGGUGCCGCGGCACUCGGUCGGUGUCGUCAUUGGCCGCAGUGGGGAGAUGAUCAAGAAGAUCCAGAACGAUGCUGGGGUGCGGAUACAGUUCAAGCAAGACGACGGGACAGGCCCCGAGAAGAUCGCUCACAUCAUGGGCCCCCCCGAGCGCUGUGAACACGCCGCCCGCAUCAUCAAUGACCUCCUGCAGAGCCUGCGGAGCGGCCCCCCGGGGGGGCCGGGGCUGCCCCCGGGGGGGCGGGGGCGCGGGAGGGGCCAGGGCACUUGGGGCCCCCCCGGGGGCGAGAUGACCUUCUCCAUCCCCACGCACAAGUGUGGGUUGGUCAUCGGGAGAGGUGGGGAGAACGUCAAAGCCAUCAACCAGCAGACUGGGGCCUUCGUGGAGAUCUCCAGGCAGUUGCCCCCCAAUGGGGACCCCAACUUUAAGCUCUUCAUCAUCCGCGGCUCCCCCCAGCAGAUUGACCACGCCAAGCAGCUCAUCGAGGAGAAGAUCGAGGGGCCGCUCUGCCCUGUGGGGCCAGGACCAGGCCCGGGGGGGCCACCGGGUCCCGCUGGCCCCAUGGGGCCCUUCAACCCCGGACCCUUCAACCAGGGCCCCCCCGGAGCCCCCCCACACCCCGGCGGCCCCCCCCCCCACCAGUACCCCCCCCAGGGCUGGGGCAACACCUACCCCCAAUGGCAGCCACCGGCCCCCCACGACCCCAGUAAAGCAGCCGCUGACCCCAAUGCUGCCUGGGCUGCCUAUUACUCGCACUACUACCAACAGCCCCCGGGGCCGGUCCCGGGGCAGCCCCCGGCCCCCACCGCCCCCCCCGUGCAGGGGGAGCCCCCCCAGCCCCCCCCCACCGGCCAGUCCGACUACACCAAGGCAUGGGAGGAGUACUACAAGAAAAUAGGCCAGCAGCCCCAGCAGCCUGGGGCCCCCCCACAGCAGGAUUACACGAAAGCAUGGGAGGAAUAUUACAAGAAACAAGCAGCGCAAGUGGCCACGGGAGGGGGUCCCGGUGCCCCCCCCGGCCCCCAGCCCGACUACAGCGCGGCCUGGGCUGAGUACUACCGGCAGCAGGCAGCUUACUAUGGGCAGACCCCGGGGGCGGCCGGGCCCGCGCCCCCCCCCACGCAGCAGGGACAGCAGGCUCAGUGAACCGAAUGUGAAGCCCCCGUCUGUGACCCCCCCUUUUGUUUUCGAGGAGUGGUCGGGGCGAGCGGCCCCCCCCAAACCCCCCCCCCAAACCCAC
This is a messenger RNA of Melopsittacus undulatus (budgerigar), 2230 nucleotides long. RefSeq names its product KH-type splicing regulatory protein (gene KHSRP). NCBI's taxonomy places the organism in Eukaryota, Metazoa, Chordata, Aves, Psittaciformes, Psittaculidae. Gene Ontology annotation, biological process: regulation of DNA-templated transcription. Gene Ontology annotation, cellular component: cytoplasm; nucleus. The record is from RefSeq and is a predicted model, not a curated record. Gene Ontology annotation, molecular function: mRNA binding.